Messenger RNA from Oppiella nova, 1114 nucleotides. NCBI's taxonomy places the organism in Eukaryota, Metazoa, Arthropoda, Arachnida, Sarcoptiformes, Oppiidae. The record is from the annotation of a GenBank genome assembly.
CGCGAAACAGAUGACAACAACUGAUAACAAGAAGUCAACAAAAAGUCAACAAAACGACGGAUGAGAUAACGACCGCCGCUGAGUGUCUGAGUGUCACCCAAAACACGUGAUCCACAACUCAUGGCAAUCCUCUGCAGAGCCUAAUCACCGGACAUCACAUCCGCGGAUGUCGUCAACGAUGAAUGGAUUACAAGAACUCGAUUACGUCGAGGCGCUCAAGACGUACCAAAAGACUCGUUUGGAUCACAUCCGGUCGGAGUCCUCGAAACUGACGCUAUAUCUGCAGACUUUGCGCUCAAAUGUGGCGAAACUCGAGUCGAGACGUCGGAAGGACACCAACGAUGCCAUCGAUUGGAUCCAAAAGAUCUCAAGACUUCGUGAGAACAACCUUCAGCUGCGGAUUGACUGUCACUGUCUGUCGAUUGAAGUGGAUUUGUAUGCUUCGGGACGUAUGGCGUUGGGUGUAAUGGACGACAACUUCUACAACCAGCUCCGGGUCCUCCAAUCGAACCGCCCUCCCGUUCCCAUCAUCGCUACCGUGUCCGGAGCGGCACCGCCUGUCCCUCAGCGCCCAUAUCCAGUGCAACAGAUGCCCCGAUACAGACACCCCCUGCACACUGUCCGCUACACUUACCAACAGGUCUACUGUCCCUCAUUAGGACUGUUAAGUCAAGUGCCGCCCACACCUAACACCACACCCGUCCACCACCGGCUCUUACCCAGAAUACCAGCGCAUAAUAUGCACAGACAGCAGAUGCCGUUCCCCUCAAUAGAAAGGCCUAUAACAUCGGCGCCACCAUUGCCUCCCCGUAGCGAUAGGGCGAUGAUGUCGUCCCCCGUUGGCAGACCGCGUAUUAUGUCUGCCCCACAAUCGGGAGCCAAUAGGGGCCGGGAUUUGAUCGAUGGGGACGACGAUGAGGGCGAGCGGUGGGUGUGUCCGAAGUGCACCGUCGAGAACCACUCGGCGCUCACCUACUGCGAGGUCUGCGAACUGCCCCGUAGUGUACGUCUGGUGGACAGCACAGACACCGUGGAUGGAGUUCCCGUGCGGAACGGCACUCAAAGUUGCGCUCAAUGCGCGAAUACGUGUAAUAAUUCUCAUAAAAACUCAUUU